Molecule: messenger RNA, 219 nt
Organism: Colletotrichum higginsianum IMI 349063
Lineage: Eukaryota; Fungi; Ascomycota; Sordariomycetes; Glomerellales; Glomerellaceae
Product: AN1-type zinc finger protein
Exons: 2
Coding region: 1-219 (72 amino acids)
Molecular function (GO): zinc ion binding
Source: RefSeq, a predicted model, not a curated record
AUGCCUCAGAAGAAGAUCCGCUGCACCUUCAAGGAGUGCAAAGACGCAGCCCAGCGCAUUGUCGGCGACUGCGGUUUCUGCAACGGCCAUUUCUGCGGCAAGCACCGCCUCCUCGAAGACCACAAGUGCUCCGGUUUGGAAGACUGCAAGAAGCAGUCACACGAGCGCAACGCCGCCCAGCUCGAGUCUGAGCGCACGCAGGUCAUCCGUGGAGUAUAG